AUGAUGUCGUGGUCGCGAAAGACGAUCGUUUUAAUAUCGUUUCAUUUAUUAGCAGGACACUGCAAAUCUUUAAGAACCGAAUCCCCUACCUCCCCGUUGGGUUCGGAAUGGAUACCAGCCGGCUUGUGGAUCCCCGAUUUGUUUUAUCGGGCAUUGGCCAAUUUUACCGUCCGGAAUGUCGGCAGCAUCGAUUGCCAGAAACAGACAGACUUGUACGAGACGAACCUCCGAAAUCACACCAGUUGGGCCGUCAGAAGUAAGCGUUCGUUCUAUUAUUGUAUAGUAUCUAGCAACACACAUACUUUUUUUCCGAUAUGGACAGUAAAAUAUAUAUAAUAUAUACCUAUAGAGUGAUUCACUAGGUGUGCUCGUCCUACUUUUUUAAAUUUAAUCUUGCAUGUAUUCAAAUACUGAUUUUUGGAAUUUUGAAAUGUAGUUAAAGCCGAUAUUUGAAAAUACUUAGAUUUUUCACAGCAUUUAAGGAGUACAUGUGAAGAUCGCGAAUAGAUCCAAAUGGCCUAAGGGCUUAAAUUUUUAUUGUGAUUUAACCAAUCGUCAUACCUAAUUAAUAAAUUGUAUUAAUUUAUAUUGUCAAUAUAAUUUUAUUGACAAUACAUAAUUAGAUUCGAAUACAUUUCCAAUCAAGAGUUUUAAAAUAAUUAAUUAAGUUAUUUCAUAUUAUGAAUAGACUACGUAAAUUAAAAAUUGCUUUUUCUUUAUCUUUAUCCAAUUUAUGUGAAUAUAAUAUAUUAAGUGUACAAGAACUGCUUUCUCUUAUUAUUCAAAGUUAAAUAUUUCUGUAAUUGCCUGCUAUUGUUUUUAACUUUUAUCACAUCUUAUAAUGUUUGAAAAAAUUAUAUAAACAAAAAUAAAUACAUACACAAUAUACAUAUUUAAUAUUGUUAUUCUUACCUAGUAAAAUAAAGUAGGAUGUGGGAUAAAAUUGCAUAAUGGUGCAUACAAAUAAUAAUAUAUCUAACCAUAGUCAAUAGAUAAUUAUUUUCAUCAAAUAAUAAUUAAAUCUUGACCAUGCAAUUACCAUGAAUUUUCACCACCUUUACACCUUAAUUACACCUUUAUCAUUUUAGCUAUGUUCUUACGAGUAUAUCCCAAUCCCACUAAGAUGCGAAAGUGAUAUAUGGACACCAUAUUGUUACCAUAAAACUGACGUCAUAAGAAGUAAAUCAUGGUACAAUGAGUCUUUUUAUGGAUAUUUUUCCUGUAUCCAUAAAAUAAAUAAUAAACAGGAUACAGAAAUGACCCGAUGUAGGAAAAAAUUCCUACAUUUAAAUGUUUACACUAAUUGAUAAACGCCCCUGGAAACACUAGAUUACAAUAAUAUUGACCAUUGUUCUAAUAUCUUUAAUUAAAACUUGUUUUCCAGUGGCAGAAUCCUGGGACCGGCGUCCAAUUGGCAUACUGGGAGGAAAUAUGUACCACUUUGGUAUUUACGAUGAAUGCGUUGAUGUACGUUAUCCAAUAAGAGGGCAGUAUUGUCUUCCAGAAGUAAAAUUAAUCUCGGCAUCAUCUGACAAAAAUUUUAGUUUUAUUAGAACAGAAGACCUUGAUAACUUUGGUAAUAAUCAUACAUGGCAUACAAUACUCGGGGUAUGUUAAAAUACUCAAAUGGUUUAAAAUAAAAUAACAAAAUAAAUAAAUCUAAUUAAAUGUUCUAUAAUAUUGUUAUAGUGUUAUUGUUAACAUAACUAAAUUAUGGUUAUUUAGAUAUGUUUGUUAGCAUUUUAUGUAAUUGUUAAGUAUAAUAAACUGACUAAAUAAUGGAAAUACGAUGAGAUGUUGAGAUACAUUGCAUUUCAACGAAGAGUCAUUUAAAAUACUCAUAGAUAUUUCAUCGUUUUAGUGGGCUGAUUACCCAGAUCAAAUUCGGCGAAAUAUUUUGAAAUUAGGGAUAUGCAUACCAGAUUCUUGUACGGCAUCAGACCUACAGAUAUCGUUACAAAAAGAAUUCGAUAAUGUUUUUUCUCCAGAAGAUAUCAAAGCUCAAGUUAAAGUGGAUCCAAUAACGUGUACGGUCGGUAGAGAUAUGUAUCCUUACAACACAGCAUACUAUGUUACCGUGUGAGUGUGAUUUAAUAUUUAUUUUUAUAAUAAUCAUAAUAAUAAUUUAGUUAUGCAAUUAUAUAAUGCUUAAUAAUUUUGUUUGAAAAAUAGGAAAUUAUUUGAUAAAAAAAUACCAUUUUAGUUUAUUAUUGGGUGUUUUUAAUAUUAUUUGUAAAUUAAACAACUUUAGACCAAAAAGUUCUCACACUUACAUAUUUGUCUUAUUAAAAGCAAUAAUUGUAUUUUUAAAGAAAUUAUAGGUACUUAAGUUAUAUAAAUAAAGUUACGUUUAUUUGUGUACACUUAAAUUAAUUCCAUUUUAAAAUAAUAAAACAAAAAAUGAAUUUAACUAUUGUACUAACUACACUUAUACUAAGUGCUAUCAAGUACUAAAUACCUUCUCAAAAGUAUAGUUGUUAAACCACUCCCAAAUGAUUUAAUAAUUUUUCGAACAGAGUGAAAAAUAUGUAGGUUUAAAAUUAUUACACAAUGACAAUCAAUAAUAAGUAUUUAAAUUAAUAACAUAAUAAUAUUAUUCCAGCUCUAUUUUAUGUCUACUAAUUCUGAUUUGUUGCUGUGCAACAUUACAUCAUUUUAUAAUAUCAUUGAAUCACCAAAAUACAGAAUAUGCUUGUGAGUAAUACAUUAUACAAUUAUUAUUGACUUUUAAACUUUUACAUUGUAUUCUUGUAUAUAAACUAUGUAUACGAUGUUUAUAUUUACACAAUUUAUUUUAUUCAUUGGCGGAUCCAGGACUAGAUAACGGGAAAUGGGGAGAUUUUGAAAAUGUAUAUAAUACACAUAUGUAUGAUGGAAAUCAAGGUAAGAGUUCAAUGGGAACAAACAAAGAUCGCCUCCAUCGCCCCCAACUUUAGAUCCACCACUGAAUAAAAUACAAUUAUUGUCUGUUUAUUUUGUUUUAAUAUAAUAAUAUAAUUCUUUUAAAUUUACAGAUGAAAUUUCUAAUCCACUUUUUUCUUCGUUUUCAUUCAUCAACUCAUGCAAAGAAUUGUUAAAAUUUGAUAGCAAAAAUGAGUUAAAUAUAAUAAAUGGUUUAAAACUAUUAGUGAUGUUAACAGUUUUAUAUGGUCAUAAAUAUGGGUAUUUGAGUGGAUAUCCAUUAGUUUAUUCUAAAUCAUUAGAAGACGUAAGUGAAAAAUACAAAAAGUUGUUUAUGUAUAUACUAUAAUAUGUAAAAAAUAAUAAUAAAACAAAAGUAAAUUAAAUAUGUAUAUGUUAAUGCAUGGAAAUCAUAGUUUAUAGCCUUAAGUAAGAAAUAAAAAAUAAACUGGUUUAAAUCGUAGAAAAUGGUUUUUAAUUUUUUAAUUGAAUUAAUUAAUUUUAAAUUUCCUAUUUGUCUCCAAAUUAAUUUUUUAUAAAUUAUAAACUGUAAAAUCAUAUAUAUAAUUUAAAGAGAUUCAAUACCAGCUGUGUUUUCUAUCAACAAUGACCGUUUUGGAAAUUGUACCGAGUGUCCUAGUAAUUGGACACAACUUCUUAAUUUCAGAUAAAUUUCUUUGAUGAUUUCUUGAAUUCAGAUUCGUCAUGAAAUGCACUCGUGAAAAUUUUUUCACUUUUAUAAAAUUUAUCUCUUAAACAUUUCAAUAUAAAAAAAAUCGGGUGUUUUUUAAAUUAUACGGAUGAAAUCUUCACUGGAAAAUAUAUAAGGUAUAAUUGGAAUGGUUACUCACAUUUAGAGUGAUACGGUUGCCAAAGUCUGAUAGUAAUAAGGAGAAUUCUAAGCAAAUUAUAUAUCUUACCAAUAAAAUAAAAUUCUGGUAUAAUAUUAAUAAUACUAUAAAUUGAAUAAUUAUAAUGAGAUUCGUUCAUCAUUGUCGCAAAUUAGAUACUUUUCACUACAGUCUCCUUAAAUUUUGAUAAUAUUAUAGUUUAAGUAUAAUAAUAAUUUUUCACACACGACACCAAUUACGAUCACUCGUACUCACAAAACCGUAAAUGUCACGGAUCCUGAUUUUUUUACCAAUGUAGUGUGUUAGAGCUAAAAAGUAUUGUAGUCGUAAAUUAAAUUCAUAAUAUUAUUAUUUAUAUAAAACUUAUCGAAAAUAAACCCAUUUUUAAUAUAUUAUUUAGACUUGUAUGAUAUAAAAUCAUUUUUUAUGAUUACAUUCCUAACCAUAAUGAUAACAAUCCGAAUACGGCCAGCAGUAUAUUGUAUUGUAUAUUGUUAUUUUUACGCGUUUGUACCAUUAUUAUUCUAUCUACUGCUAGAUUUAUCAAGCAAAUCCAUGUAUGUAAUUUAUUAAAUUUUAAAAUAUAGUAUUCUGCAGAAAUUCGAGUAAGAAUUUUUUUUUCAAAUAAUAUAAUUUAACUAUAAUAAUAUAAAUUUAUUUCAAGAAAAUUGUAUAUAUUAAAAAUAUUAUUUUAAAUUCCACGGUUGAAAAACGUUUUUAAUUUUUUUUUUUAAUUUUUUUUCGUAUUUGUUUACUAAUAUAAAAAAAAAUCUAUGGACAUUUACGGGUUUGUCUCGUACAUACUCACAUGCCAUAACACUAUAAUGGUUGGACGUAGUGCAGAGAACACCCAUUCUAAUGGUCGGUUACUAUUUUUUUUUUUAAAUACAAACAGGAUUACAGAAACAAAUCACAGACGCACGUACUAUCUAAAUGGUUUGUACUAAACACCUUAAAAACUGUCGGUAUCGAAUCCCCAUUAUACAUAUUUAGUUCAAAAAUUGUCUACACGAGUUGCCGUCCAAUGUGUAUGUAAAAGAUAUUAAACCGAACAUAAGUAAUGCUUAUCAGUGAUUAAAUAGAUGCUAUUAUUCACUUAAGAAAUAUGUUAAACUUAUAACAUAGACGUCACUAGACUUCAUCCGCAGCGGUAGCAAAGCUAAUGACCGAAGCCAAUUUAUGAACCGAAAAUAUCCCCAUUAAAUAGGGUGAAGGUUAGUCCCCCAAUUAAAUAUUUAUGUAAUUUAAAAAUGUCUAAAUUAUCUAUUUACAAUUAAUUAUGUACAAUAUGUUCAGUAUGUUAAAUUGAACGACAGAAAUAUUAUUCAUUUACAGCCUUGGAUUACACCGCCGUAUAAUUAAGUAGUUAACAAAAUAUAUGAUGUGUUAGUAUAUAGAAUAAUAAAAAUGACUAAUAGAGAAUAAUAUAUUGUUAUAAACAAUGCAUAACAAAUUUUUUUUUUUUUAAUAAAAUUUGUAAGCCACUAGACAUAAAUUCGGUUGACCGGUACCUUUCGAAAAUUACAGGGGUAGACCAUGCUGCCACCGUAGACAUGCCUAUGACUUAUAAGUUAUAAAUCAAACUAAACUGUAACACUUUUUAAGCGAUUCAUUUUUUAUUUAAAAACAGUACCUAUAGGCAAUGUAUAUUGUAGAAUACAUAUUAUUACUGUUCUAAACGUGUGCAUACCCGUGGUAUUUGUAUUAUACCCAUACACGUGUUUAUACCUACUACUUAUAAUUUUAACCUAACUAUUUUUAUACUAAUAAUUACAGUUGUUUCUCAAUGGUCCAAAUAUUAUAAUAACCAGUAUGAAUUUAGUCGAUCCGUUUUUCUUCUUCAGUGGUUUGCUCAUGUACUUGACGGUCUCCCCAAUAUUUUUAAAGAAAGGACCAGUUUGGAUAAAACUUAUAUCACCAAUUAUCUACCGAAUCUUGAGGUAAAAGUUUUAAAACAUUUUUUAAUGUUACUUAUAUAAUAUUGAGUUACAAAACAAACAGUAUUUUAAACGGGUCUUUCAAUAACAAAUAAAAUAAUACAUAUAUGAUCAGUGACUUAUAUAGGAUUGUUCAAUGGGUUGAGGAGCUUAACUGAAAAUAGUUAACUAAAUCAGAAUAUUUUGCCAAAUACGGUUAAAAUGUAAUUAAAUUGUAGCUUGGUAAUUUAUAUUUUAAAAAUACAACUUUCUUUUCCAUAAUAAUCAAAUUAAAUUAUAGUCUUUUGAUAUUUAAAACAAACAACGAUCUUCCUCUUAUAUUUUGAACAACUAGUUUUAUCCAGAUCAAAAUACAAUAAUUAUAAAAUUAUAUAUAAAAAGUCAACAUAAAUCGUACUUGAUUUUGUAUAACUAUAUAAUAUAUAAUAGUUAAUUUUUCAAUGAUAAUUAGUUUAAAAUAUUUAUAUUUUUUAUUUUUGUAUUUAACAUGGCCAAUUGGGAAUGUCGAAGCUCCCUUAGUUAACCCCUAGAUACGCCACUGUAUGUGGCCAUGCAAACAUUUUUCAAUUCAGAUAAAAUUAUUAAUUGACAAUGAUGAAAUUGUUAAAUUGUUUAUUAAUUUCAGAAUUUUGCCAACUUAUUGUAUGAUGAUGGCAAUCGUGUCACACAUUUUACCCCAUUACGGAGACGGGCCGCUGUGGCCUCAAAAAGUUUGGCAUGAAGCCGAGAAAUGUAAAGACUACUGGUGGACAAAUGUGAUAUUCAUAAGUAAUUUUAUCGAUGCCAAGUAUCAAGUAAGUUUUACUAGUUCUAACAAUGAUUACUUUGUUUUUGUAUAUUAUUAAAAAUAAACGUGUCAACGAGAAACUAUAAUAGGCAUGUAUCGGCUGUGUUAAAUUUUACUUUAGUGUCUCCUGAUAAGUUGGUACAUGUCGUGUGAUAUUCAACUUUUCAUAAUCGGCGUUAUUACCGUGUACGUUUACACAACGAAUAGUAAAUACGGUAUUGGGUUAGUCAGUGUAUUACUUGCUGUGUCGUUAUUCGUACCGUUUAUCAUUACGCUUUUGAAUAAAAGUGAUGCAAUACUGCAAGUAUAUAUUCCGUAAGUAUAAUAUUGAUAUUAUAUUAAAAUAGUCAGUUUAUAUAUUUGGUGUUGUUUUUGAAAUUGAAUUUAUCAUCAUAAGUGAUUUCGAAACAAGAUAUGAAUUAACAAAUGUUCAAAUAAAUAUAUUACUAAACAUUAAUAUUAAAUGUAUUAAUUUAUUAAUAAUCAGUAAAACAAAAUUUUAGGUUUUUAGAAAAUGCUCGAAGUUCUAUAACAUUUAAUAAAACAUACAGACCAAGCUAUAUGCGAGCUACUCCUUUUAUUAUUGGCUUGGGAACUGGUUUCAUUAUCCCAAAAUUGAAGGAAAUGAAAUUAAAAUUUUCACAAGUAAUAUAAUAUCAUUUUUAAAUUAUAAAGAGGAUUUUUUAAUCGAAAUUACAAAAUUAACUUUUAAUUACGUACCUAGAUUACUGUAUUUGCUGGAACAAUAAUUGCUUUCAUAAUUUUUUUAUGGAUUCAAUUGUAUGGAGCAAUAUUUUAUCAGAGAGACAGACCUUAUUACCCUAUAGAACAAGCUUUCUACUCAUCUGUCAGUCAUUCUGUAUUUCCAUUUUUGUGUGUGAUCAUUUCUGUUUUUCACUUCACAACCGGUUAUGGUAAAUAGUAUUUUUAUAAUUUAACAUAUACCUUACUCAUAAUAUAUUUGUGAUUCUUCAUAUUUACAAGUAAUAUAUGGUUUAUUAAUUAAGUAUUAAAUAAACUUAAACGAAUGAAAUGUUUGAUAUCGCACUUUUGUUUUACAUUCGUAUUUUUCUUGAAAACGGUAUAUAAGUAUGACAUCUAUAAUUUUUUGCUAUCCUAUAUUAGAUAUUAGUACACUGUUGUGAAAUAAUAAUAGCUUGAAAAAAGGUUUUAUAAUGGUUUAAGAAAUAGAUAGGUAUUUUUUAAAUUAACAGUUAAUUUUGAAAGGAUAUAAAUUGAUACAAAUGAUAUAAAAAGAUUGAAAAUGAGAUUUCAUGAUUUGUCUACUGUAUAAAAAUAACAAAAUAAUUUACACAUUUAUAUUUCUUAUUGCAGGUCUACUAACAAAAGUGUUUGCUAAUAGAUUUGUUGUGUCUUUGGGUCGACUCUCAUAUAGCGUUUUCUUGGUCAACCUUCCAAUAAUGUUGAUUUCUCAGAGUUCACUAAGAUUACCUAAUUAUCUGUCUGCAAAAAAUUUGGUAAUACAAAAAUUAAAAUUUUGUCCAUAUUUGUAUUUUUCUCCAAUCAUAAACAUGUUAUAACUAUCAUUUAAAAUUGUUACAUAUAUUUGAUUUCCAUACAUCGUGUUAAAUAUUAUUAAAUUUAUUACGAGAAUAUAACUUUAUUUCAGUUCAAUGCUGUAGUACAUGAUAUAUUUUAUUGUUAUCUGGCAAGCUUCAUCUUAUAUUUGGUUGUGGAAGCACCAUUUAGAAAUUUAGUAAAAAUAAUGUUUGGACGCAGGUAAAUUAUUGGUUUAAUAAUAAUAUAAUAUUAUGUUAGUUAGUUUAUAAUAUAAAGGUUAAUUAUUUUCCUUAACCAAUUUAAUAUUAAUCGUACAACUUAUUUUAUCAAUCCUCGUGAAUUUACAUCCUUUUAUUACAAUAUAAUUAUAUAAUAUUAUACAAUAUAAUAUAAUUAAACGUGAUUAUUGUUAUUUAUAUUAUUUAUUUAAUAUUAUUACUAACUAUGGAUUUAAAAUAUUUAGGAUAAAGAAAUCCAGCUCGACUACAAAUGCACCAGUUAACAAUACUGUAUAG
Molecule: messenger RNA, 8512 nt
Organism: Cinara cedri
Lineage: Eukaryota; Metazoa; Arthropoda; Insecta; Hemiptera; Aphididae
Source: the annotation of a GenBank genome assembly